GAACGAAGAACAUCAAAAGAAAAUUGAUGAAGAUUUUGAAACGUGCGUAUAGUUUGAGUAGAUAAUAUUACUUAUUUAAUAAAAUAUUGAAAGAAAUAUUUCGAAACUUUUUUCCAGUAUGAGUUUUAGUGAAUCUGAAUUAAGUGACAGUGAUGCAGAGCUUCAAGAUGCAUUUUCCAAAGGAAAGCUGAAACCAGGACUCAACAAAUUGGUAGAAGCACCUAAACAAUUUGUUAAUAAUGUGGUAAGCAAAUACAGUAUUAAAAACGUGGAAGAAAUGGAUGAUGGUUCAACUAAAAAUAGUGAGGAACUUGCAAAAGAACAAGAAAUAAAAAUGUAUGUAAAAAGUGUAUUAAAGAACCUUUUUCAGUAGUCGUCGAAGUAACUG
Molecule: messenger RNA, 388 nt
Organism: Leptinotarsa decemlineata (Colorado potato beetle)
Lineage: Eukaryota; Metazoa; Arthropoda; Insecta; Coleoptera; Chrysomelidae
Product: probable rRNA-processing protein EBP2 homolog
Biological process (GO): rRNA processing; ribosomal large subunit biogenesis
Cellular component (GO): preribosome, large subunit precursor; nuclear periphery; nucleolus
Source: RefSeq, a predicted model, not a curated record